Molecule: messenger RNA, 1038 nt
Organism: Fonsecaea nubica
Lineage: Eukaryota; Fungi; Ascomycota; Eurotiomycetes; Chaetothyriales; Herpotrichiellaceae
Exons: 1
Coding region: 1-1038 (345 amino acids)
Source: RefSeq, a predicted model, not a curated record
AUGUCGAACUUGUGGGCCAAGCCUACCUUAACAGCUGAAGAGCGGGCUCGACGAUACAACCAAGAGGCAUUGUUGGCAUACUCGGACGGUUCCAUAAAUGGUGAUGAAGCCAAUGACAGCACAUCAAGAAGCAGGGUCCCACGUUAUUCGUUUCCACAACCUAAGCGACGCAAAACAUCCACAACGGUGACAGCGGAGCAAACCUCGUCUUUAGAAUCCCCGAACAUGUCAACAUCAUCCAGCCCUGCACCAGUCCGGAUCAAACGCGAGGCCGAAGCACAAGCUCUAGAGAAGUUACAGCAAAAGCCACCUGAGCAGAGGGUGAAGGUCUACGUAGGAAAGAAUAACACCGAAAUGGAAGUGAGCCUCGAAGACCUCGAAAAAGCCCCCGUGUUGAAGUGCCUGAUCAGCAAACUCGGCACGCCCAGUCCAUACAUUAUGCAUCCAGGACUGAUGGCUGUUGAUGCAGACCAGUUUCGUGCGGUCCGCGAGUUUCUUCUGACGGAUGAAUACAUGCCCGCACUGGUGAAUCAUCCACACGGGGAGAAUGUCCUUCCCAAGCAACUCGACAAUUGCGCCACCGUCGACCACUACAGAAACGAGGCACUUAGGAGUGGAAAGUUGUAUGUCAUCGCCGAAAAACUGGGGAUGAAAAGCUUGCAAGACCUGGUUUUUCGGAAGAUCACUCAGGCGCAGUUCCAUCCGUACGGGCCCCAAUGUCUCCUUGACUUGGCUAUGAUCAUUUUUUCGCGACCCGAGGCGGGCGACUUGAACCCAACAGAAAAUCCGAACAAAUCAGAAGGAGAACUAGAAGGAAUUGGCGAGAAUGAACAAGGGGAUGUUCUCGAAGAAUGGCUCAUCAAGUCGAUAAGGGACCAGUUUCAGCGGACUAUGAUCCAUCAUUCUCGACAUUUCUUUCGUGUCUCAGAGCAUGGUGUAUGUAGGAAGAGAGCAUUUGGUCCCAGAGUCCUAAGAAGUAAAGUUGAGGAUUGGGAAGCACUCGAUCCAGAUGUGGUCGCGAUUGAAGACGAUGACUGA